UUUACCUUGAUUUAAAGACCAACAGAAACCCACUUAUCUUCCCGGCAUUGGAUGAACGAUUCACUGCUGAACGAGUGUUCAUGGAUCCAUGGGACUCAGAGAGAUGGAUGAAGAAGGUGGUGCGGACAAACCAGCUGUGUGUUAAAUAGCAGGGGGCGUGUCUGCAUCUACAGCCUGUUAGUUCAGGGUGGGAGACGACAUGCUGGACCUCUUGCGGCAGCUGCAGUGACGAGGCGAGGGGAGUUAAAAACACGGAGUCUCCUUCAUCUGGGGAAACAUGAUGGCUAACUGAUUGAUUAACUGAUCCCUGACCUGCGCCAUCAAAAGAGGAUGCUGUCUCUAAAUAGUGAUGGAGAAACAUAACAUGGACUCUGCCUCCUAUUCAUCUCUUUAAAAGACAGUUAUUGCUGUACAUAAGCAUAUGAGGGCUCUUACUGUCUGUCACAGCUGUGUGCUGACCUAGUCAAGGAGGAAAGUGAAGGUGCCCCUGCAGAGGCCAAGCUAUGGGCUGCGGGGGGAGCAGGACCGAUGCUCUGGAGCCUCGCUACCUGGAGAGCUGGACCAAAGAGACGGAGUCGACGUGGCUGACAAGCACAGACACCGAUAUCCCCCUGUCAUCCAUCCAGAGCAUCCCCUCUGAGAACUCUGAGGCCGGCUUUACGUCUGAGAAAACAAUUAGCCCUGUUCCAGAUUUCUUUGAAGAUGGCCUCCCUCCUCCUGCUCAGGCUUAUCUGAAGGUCUGCUCAGCCGUGUCUGAGGCCAGUCUGAAUGAUGUGAAACCCAGCAGCCCACCCUCUGUGCUGGCCUCUCCACAGCAGGACAAGGUGCCACCUUCAUCAGUCACCACAGUGCAGCGCAGAAGUGUUUUACACACUGAAGAAAUUACAAAAUGGCAGGACAACAGAAUGUCGACCAAGCAAGUGACCAUUACCGUGACCCAGAGCAUCCACCAGGUGGACAAGAACGGAAAGGUCAAGAAAUCCCUUACAACAUAUGAGGUUAUGAAACCUGUGGAGACUCUAAAACAGGUGGCUACAGAAAACACCUGAGUGCAAGACACUGAAGAGGUCCUGCAAAUGUCUGAAAGUGAAAUAAAUCACCCGAAUCUGCUGAACACGACUUGUUGAAAAAACUUUAUGCAGAUGGAUGCACAAGACUGGAUUCCGACGAUAAUCGUGUUUACAUUUUUAUGUGUUUACUGUAUUUUGACAUGUUGGAAAGACUCACAUGUAAAGUAUUCAUUUGGUUCAUGAAAAGAUGUGAGAUUUCAAUGUUUUUACUAAACAAAAUUAACUCUACUGACUUGCAGAAGAAAAAGCGAAGAAAAUCCCUUUUAAGAUAAUUCUGGGAAAAAGAAUACGUGUAAAACCUCAGUUUUAUUUAAUGUUUCUAAAUAUUACACAAGUAUAAACAUUUUUAGGUCCUACAUAGGAUGCAAUGACAGACCUGGCUUCGGGCAUCUUGUUGCUUUGCAGUAAAGUGUUCACUUUCUAUCUGAUGAUUUUUGCUUUUUAAUAAAGUAAAAAAUAAAUAUAUGUUUCCCUUA
Messenger RNA from Girardinichthys multiradiatus, 1546 nucleotides. It is a transcript of the gene baalcb, whose product is annotated as BAALC binder of MAP3K1 and KLF4 b. Gene Ontology annotation, cellular component: cytoplasm. Bases 504 to 1049 code for a protein of 181 amino acids. NCBI's taxonomy places the organism in Eukaryota, Metazoa, Chordata, Actinopteri, Cyprinodontiformes, Goodeidae. The transcript is spliced from 5 exons. The record is from RefSeq and is a predicted model, not a curated record.